UCGUAGGUCAGUUUCAUCUAAUCAAGAAACCUAAACUCAAAAAUAAUUAAGCUCAGUCUAAAAAUGUUGAUUACAAAAGUCGGUCAAGUUUUGAUAGUUUGUUCUUUAAUAAACUUUAUUGCUGCCAACAAUUAUAGAUGCUUCUAUCAGCAUGUCUUUGCACAUUAUUUUGGAAAGAAGGUAAUUUCGUGUGACUUUGUCAAGGUAAAUUAUGGUAAAGACGAGUCAUUUAAUGCUGUUCCGCCAAUCGAAGCUAAAUGGAACUGGACAGAGGUCUACGAUUAUGACGACUUUGAGAAUUCAGUGGUUCAAGUAAGCUUUAUCAAUUCGUGGCUUCACAAUGUCCCAAAUACAAUAUUUUCAACAUUCAAAAAUCUUCAAGCAUUUAAUGGAUCACACAUGGCAUUAAAGGAACUGACUUCUCUGUCAUUCAACAAGGCUGAUUAUCUACAAUACAUAUUCCUUCAAAACAAUCACUUGACUGUCAUUAGGGAUCACGUUUUUGUGCAUUGUAAAAAUCUAAAAAGUCUCGACUUGUCAAAAAAUCGAAUAAAGUCGAUCAGCAAGAAUGCCUUCAACUCAUUGGAAUAUUUGGAACAGCUGAACUUGUCAGGAAAUAAAAUUAGAAAAAUUGAUCAUGACAUAUUUCAGUCAUUAAUCAGCAUGCAAUAUAUUUGGCUGAGUUAUAAUCAGUUACAGGAAAUGCCAUCGAAUUAUUUUAAGGAACAGAAUCAAAAGCUAGUAUCGAUUUAUUUAAAUAACAAUAAAUUGACGGCUAUUUCUCCUUAUGCAUUUGAGAAGCUUACUCAUCUAAAGUUUCUAUUCUUGACAGGAAACAAAUGCGUUAAUGCUGAUUUUAUGAAUUAUGAAAUAUCCAACAAUGUUGGAGUCAAGUAUGAACUUAAGCACUGUAUCAAGGCAUUCCGGAAGACACAUCCUGAUGAAGAAAAACGUUUUAAUAUUACAGCUAAGAUUAGUGAUAUCAAAGAAAAGAUGGAGCUAUGUAAAACCUCAAAUGAUAAGUUACUGGAUGAAGAAAAGUCAAUGUUAGAUUCUAUCCAAAAACUUAAUGAAACUGAAUAAAAUUGUGUGUC
Chironomus riparius is the source of this 1094-nucleotide messenger RNA. NCBI's taxonomy places the organism in Eukaryota, Metazoa, Arthropoda, Insecta, Diptera, Chironomidae. The record is from the annotation of a GenBank genome assembly.